CGGCGGUGGCGACGGCAGGGGCGGGCCUGUGACGCCCACAACCAGGGCCCCAAUUACCCCUCUGGCGCAGCUGCGGGCGGCGCGCACGCCCCCACCGUUGCAACCGCCGCCGCGGGCGCCCGAAACGCAGGCCGUGCCCCCCUUUGGCUCGCCGCCGCCGCAGGCGCCGGUUGGGUCGCCGCCGCCGCCCCCGCCGCCGCCGCUGCGCACGCCGCCGCAGCAAUACCCAAGCAGCGGCCGCUGCCAGCUUCAGCAGUCACCUGCAGCUGCGCCCGCCUGGCCGCUGCCGCUCGCGGCCUGCGCAGGAUGGCCAGUAGGGAGCGUUGGCGGCGGUGCUGGCGGCUGCGGCGGCGGCGUGUGCGGCAGCCCGCUGGCCCAGCACGCGGCGCCGUCCAACCCGCAGCUCCAAGAGGCGCGGCUGCACUGGCAGCAGGCACGGGGGCCGGGCAGCCCUGGCGGCGGACGUGGCGGCUUUGGAUCGCCCUCAGUGCCGCCGCCGCCGCCGCCGCCGCCCUACCGUCACCCGCAGCUGUGGGCUGUGUGA
Messenger RNA from Monoraphidium neglectum, 544 nucleotides. RefSeq lists its product as hypothetical. NCBI's taxonomy places the organism in Eukaryota, Viridiplantae, Chlorophyta, Chlorophyceae, Sphaeropleales, Selenastraceae. The record is from RefSeq and is a predicted model, not a curated record. The annotation marks the transcript as partial. The transcript has a single exon.